Molecule: messenger RNA, 839 nt
Organism: Serpula lacrymans var. lacrymans S7.9
Lineage: Eukaryota; Fungi; Basidiomycota; Agaricomycetes; Boletales; Serpulaceae
Exons: 2
Coding region: 643-834 (63 amino acids)
Source: RefSeq, a predicted model, not a curated record
AGUCGCUGGCCCAUCUCUAACACGUUGACGGAUCAGACGACGCCGCAAGCCUCGGACCUACAGAUAUUAAGCCAACCAAUCGGAUCAUUGACAUCGUUCCGCCCCACGUUCGACGUAGUCCGAGGCUCCAGUAGCAUCGAACAGAUCUAUACAGCUGAAAUCAGCAUCAUCGAAAAUGGUAUCAUCCGAACAUCACAUCAUUUUAGCAUCCCUCACGUCACUCGAACUUGAAACGAGACGUGCCAACGGGCGAUAUGCGAUUUCCCAAUGGCCUCGUAUUCACCCCCUUAUCGAGUGGCGAACGGAGAAAAGGUGAUUCCUGAAGCGUUAUCUCUCCUGAUUUGCGGCUCAUUGGUCAAAGACUGACCAACGCAUCGCAAGUCAGCACAAAUGUCACCAUAGGUUGGCCUCCGAAAGUCGACCAGUCAGCACCGCUGAAACUGAUAAGUGAUAACCCUGGAUAUAAGCUCCAACGUCAAUAUAGCAGCCGCUACAAUAAUCCCCGUAGGCCUCGGCCGCUGUCAGCCCAUCUGGAAAACCCAGCCACCAACGUCAAAUCAAAUCAGCGAGUAACACGGUUAUGCAAGAUCAGUGGAUAUGGGCAUGCACCUUGAUAGUUACUGCGCUGUAUGAUGUCGGGCUAUGACAUACGCAAUCGUAAUCAUGAUAGCCAACGUCGAGGCGUGGGAGGUUCCGGGGUGCACGGGACAUCGCGUACGGUGGUAUAAACCCGGUCUUCGAGCAUAUUCGUUCUCAUUCACACGGAGUCGCCAUUCUUCUUAUUUGACGUUGGCGCUACCUUCAGCCGCUGUACAGCCUACUAGAACGCAGUAAGCUUC